AAGAUGAUGUGAUUAACUCGACAUCUACACAAAUGGAUGCAGUUGCAGGUACAAGCAAUGCAAGUGUCAUCUCGGAUACGACGUCGACUGAGGUCAUAAACAGGCCAAAACAACCUUUACCACCUUUUUCCAUACCGGUAAUAGACAUGGAUGAUAAGUUGAAAGGUCAUGGUAAUUUCCGUUCAUGGAAGCAACGCAUUGAACGGGACAUAGUGGCGUUAGGUAGGUCCGAUUUUUUGCAGUAUCCUCUGGGUGGUGUGAAAUGUACAUUCUCUAAUGAGGAAAAAAGAAUGUAUGAUGCACAGGUGAGGCAAUACCUAGAAGCCACCAUACAAAAUGCGCCUCGUCAACUCAUUUCCAAUGAGUCUACAGCAGCAGAUGCUUUCCACAAAUUGGAAAAUAUGUUUGGGAAAAAUGACGUGCAAAAAAUGGUAGAUCUUCUGGACAAUUUCGGAAAAAUAGUGUUGCACCGUUUGUGA
Coccinella septempunctata (seven-spotted ladybird) is the source of this 479-nucleotide messenger RNA. RefSeq lists its product as uncharacterized. The record is from RefSeq and is a predicted model, not a curated record. NCBI's taxonomy places the organism in Eukaryota, Metazoa, Arthropoda, Insecta, Coleoptera, Coccinellidae. Bases 33 to 479 code for a protein of 148 amino acids. The transcript has 2 exons.